This is a messenger RNA of Stylophora pistillata, 3079 nucleotides long. RefSeq names its product neuronal acetylcholine receptor subunit alpha-10. Gene Ontology annotation, cellular component: membrane. The record is from RefSeq and is a predicted model, not a curated record. Gene Ontology annotation, molecular function: transmembrane signaling receptor activity; extracellular ligand-gated monoatomic ion channel activity. Gene Ontology annotation, biological process: monoatomic ion transmembrane transport. Lineage: Eukaryota; Metazoa; Cnidaria; Anthozoa; Scleractinia; Pocilloporidae.
UAAACCGGGAGAGUAAACCGCUAACGUACGGCGAUCAUAACCUGUUCUGGUAACUAUAAUCAAGUCAGCUUGAAAAAAAAGUGUGGUCGAAACGCUGCCGAUGAGUGUAUACAUGGCUAAUGAAAAAAAAUCGUGGAACAUGCCAAAUGAAUACUGAUAUGAAAUCUGCCUCAAGAACCGUCGGUAUUGUCGUGCCUGGAUCUUAAAAUUUCACUAGAAAGAUGGAAAGUAAAUGAUGGACGAAGAUGUCUCCCUCAAGGAAGAAAAAGCUUAUUUUCUUAGUUGACAUAUUGGUGGGAUUUAUUUUAUCAAAAGGUUCAGCAAGUGAUGCAAAACUCAGCGCCGAACAGAGACUCCACAAACGGCUUUUCAAUGAGAGUUAUUACAGUGUCGACCUUUUGCCACAGCACAACCUCUCUGUUCCCAUUAAUGUCCACUUUGCGUUCGAGCUCAUCAAAAUUGUUGAAUUGAACGCUAAAGAGCAAGCAAUGACAGUAUAUGGUUGGGUUAGACAGAAAUGGAAAAACCCUUCAUUACGGUGGAACGAAUCUGACUUUGACGGAAUAAAGAAAAUUUUUGUGGAGCCAAAGAGGAUCUGGGUUCCGGAUAUUCUUCUCUAUGACAACAAAGACGAGCAAGAUCACUUUGGCGGAGGGAGAACCACUUAUAGGAGCGGUGUCACCCUCUCUUCCGAUGGCACCAACCUGUGGUUAAACCCAAUGAUGUUCACUGUCCUGUGCAGGAUAAAAGUCACGUACUUUCCAUUUGACAAUCAAACAUGUAAACUCAAGUUCGGUUCCUGGAUGUACGACGCCACUACGUUUGACAUAACUCCCAUGAAAAAUUUGAAAUUUCCAACGAAGCAUUACCAAGAAAAUGGAGAAUGGGAAAUUCAUAAGGUGAAGAUGAAGCGAAACAAAGAGCACUACCAAUGUUGUGACAAGCCGUUCAUUGACAUCACGGUGACUAUCGAAAUGGGACGGGAAAGUAUGGACUAUUUCAUUAAUUACAUCGUCCCCUGCUGUUUAAUUUCGUCCAUGAUUUUCCUUGGUUUUAUCUUGCCGCCUGAAUCGGGAGAACGCAUCGGGUUAAGCAUCACCGUGCUGUUAGCGAUGACUGUGUUCCAGCAACUCACCUCAGAGAUAAUGCCAUCGUAUGAUUUUCCCAUUCUGGGACAGUAUUAUUUUGCUAUUAUCUUGGAGAUAGGUGCCUCGGUUGUGGUGACCACGACGAUUUUGAACUUUUAUCACCGAACGAAUCGUAGAAUGCCCAGCUGGAUAAGAACACUUGUCAUAGACUGGAUGGCAACCAUAGUUUUCCUGAAGGAUACACCAGAGAAAAGAAAAAUCCAGCGGCGGAAAUCCAGUAGAAGAAGCCGAAGACGAAAACAGCAGGGAAUUAUUAACGACGUUUGCAAAAGGUCUUUCAAGAAGAAACAAGAAGAAAUGAAAGACCAGCACAACCAGGGAUUUAACGUAACAUUCGGUGACACCAUUUACUGCGGUCCUUCCAAUACCGAGGCCUUGGGUGUAGAAAUGGAAAAUCUUGGAAUCCAGCUCAAUUAUGGUGUUAAUACAUAUCCCUUCAAGAGCUCCAGUGAAGCGCUGGAUGAUCAACUCAAGAAAAACGAGGAAGCACGUCCCUAUAUGGACGACAAUGAAGCCUUAAGCGAAGACGAGUUGGCCAUACGUCACUGGGAAUGGACUCUUGUAGCAAGGAUUCUGGAUCGGUUCUUCCUUGUGAUAGCAAUAAUCUGUGGCAUAGUUACGGUUGCGGCAAUAUUUUUGCGCGCACCGAAGAUAUGGUCUCCUCCUGAGACGCUAACGAUCGACAAACCUGAACAAUUGGUCGACGAAUAGAACUCAUUCAACGGCUUCGUAAAUUACAUGCUAUUUAGCCUGCAUUAUCAAAAGAAAAAUUUUGUGUGUCUUGACUUAGGUACAGACAAAAAGUAGUCGUGCGGUCAUCUGGGUGUGUUACCUCUUUGGUACCCAAAGUAAAGCACAAAAUCCUGGUAUCAAGAUUGCAUGCACUAAUUAUAUUAGCUUUACGUUGAACUCUUAUGCAAAUAGAAUAUAUCUAUCACGUCAAAGAAAGACUGUGCUCAUGAGACAAUAAGUGAGACUGUUGGCAUGAGACAAUAAGUUAAGUAAAGGUUGGCGGUGAGUAUUGGUAAAGGUUACCAAACGAAGCGUGGUAGAUGCGUUAAGUGUCAACUGUUUCGACAAAGCGAGUUUCCUUGUACUUUACAUAGCCGUACUGAACACUUCAACUCCCAUGAGUGACCAAGACAGAAUUUCUCCCAACAAUAUUUAGACGAUAUCAAGCAAUCAAUUGAUGGGAAUAAAGAAAAAUAUCAGUUAGAGGAUUAGGCUUUGAUUUCAUCUCGGCUAAGUUCUCAGAACCAGCAUCAUAAGAAUUGUAUGGCAAGUAGCAAGGAGAGUUACUAAUUAGAUCAAGGGAGUGAAUGGGUUCUUAAUUUUGUAACGAAUGAAGACUGUUGUAAGCAUUUUCUGCGAAGUUGUUGCCAGUAGGCUAACUCAAAAGGGAAUUUGCUCUGUUUAGGCCUGAAUUUGUACAAUAAAGCCUUCACAAGUUUGGAAAAACUGUGCAAGCACUGUGUUACAUAGAUUUGAAUAGGCAAGGCGAGACCAUUAAUAAGAAAGUCAAAUAAUUAAGUAAAAAAGCAUUGAUGGAAAUUUAAGCAACAUUUUUAGUUGUACGGUAGUCGCCAAUUAGAAAUAGAAACGGCUAUCUAAAGAUAAUACUGAAUGUAUUAUUUGAAUUUUGUCAACCUUUUUGAAUGUUUGAAUGUUUUAUUUACAUUUUGUCAACCUUUUUCCUGUAAUUUCAAUUUAAAACAUUUCCCAUGUUGAUAUGAACUAUUGAAAGCUAACAGUUACAACAGUUGCUUUUAUAUAAUAAGCUGAAUUUUACACGCAUUUUGUUUGGUUCAUACGUAUGAUCUACUGGAAGAUAGAUGCAUAGAGAACGUUACCAUCGACAAUACUAUUGUUGUUGUAGUGUAGUACAACUGCACUUUGCUUGUUGAUAAAAUAAAAAAAACGGUUGAAUUCUA